UCGGUGGGGCUUAGUCAUCGCUGCUUUUGUGUCGUGCAUCUGUCACCUGAGAUCUCUUCCAGUAACAUUCUGAAGCUGAUCAGCUGUAGCAUCAUGAAUCUGUGGAUCAGCAGUCAUCUCCUGGUAGUGGGGCUGUUUCUGAGCACCUCGGCUCUGUCACCUGAAGAAUGCCAACCCUUGGUCACACCUCUGUCUCUGGCUGACCGCUCAAUAAUGUACGGCAGGACGAACUUCAUCAUGGGUUACAGUGAUCAUGAAUUAUAUAAGAGCAUCCUGAAGUUAACUGAGAGCUCCUGGUUAAACAUCACCCCAUCAUCAAGCCCAGAUAAAGUCGUAAUGUCUCAGGAGAACAAGAUAAAUGGAACUUGCUCUGGCUCAUCUGUCAAUAUAACCAUUGACAGCAACAUUCUGACAUCUCAACUCGCCAACCUCACCUCGGUGGCCCACCUGCUGCAGAGUUGUGACGGCUGUCUGCUCUUGAACAUAAACAGCACCGCCAAAAACUUCAGGAAGUUACUGGACAAGAUGAAAUUCAGCAGUGAUGUUGCAGAGGAUGACAUCAGUGCUCGCUCUCUUUAUUUGAUGAGCAAAGAGUCGACCCUGAAGGACUCAGACCUAGAACAUUUUAAGCAACAGGCACGCUGCCUUGGCUUCUCCGGAGAGCCAGACUACAUCUAUGACCCCAAGAACGAAUUCUGUGCUGAAGGCGAGGGCGUUAAGAUGACAUCUGACUAAAUUUAAGAGCAACUUUAAUGAAUAUUUCAAACUGAAACUGAGGAAGAAAAGAGAUAAAAGGUGACUCAAACAUCAAA
Epinephelus moara (kelp grouper) is the source of this 812-nucleotide messenger RNA. RefSeq lists its product as uncharacterized. The coding region runs from base 94 to 735 and encodes 213 amino acids. The transcript is spliced from 6 exons. Lineage: Eukaryota; Metazoa; Chordata; Actinopteri; Perciformes; Serranidae. The record is from RefSeq and is a predicted model, not a curated record.